AUGUCGAGGUUUUUUGAGUCGAUUGACGAGGAGAAGGAGAAGGGGGGGCGAAGCGAGAUAAAAGAAAAGGUCUAUGACACCGAUGAGAGAGUGGGCAAGAAGGAGAAGAAGUUGUAUGAUCUGCAAUGCAAGGUAAAAGAGCUUGAGGAAGAGAGCAGCCAGAAGGUGUUUGAUAAGCAGCUGAAGAAAAUGCUUGUUGAUGUGAAGAAGGCAGAAAACUGCUUUGGAGGGAGAGCACCAGGCUUUCUCAAGACGUUUUUUGCAUCGGCUAGAGUGGAAAAGUCGGCUCACAAGAAGGCGAUUGAUGAGCUUAUGUCUAAGUAUGAAUGCAGCGAGGAGCCAGUAGAAGAGGAAGUGAAUAAAAAGAUUGAGGAGAAGAUAUGCAAGGAUUUGAAUAGUAUACUCGUGAUAAGAGACGGAGAUGAGAGGCAGAGAGAGCUGGAGGAGUUUAAGGGAAGCACAAGAGACGAGACGAUGAGAACAAAGGCAUUGAUGGCGCUUCUUUCAAUCUAUGUAAAGGCUGGCAAUGGCACAAAGACGCUUGGGAUAAUGAAUGAGAUACUUGACUGUUUUGUGGUUGACUUGAAUGCAAACGCAGCAAGAGCAAUGCUAUUGGAGAAUGUUGAUUUCUAUCUCGGAGUGAUAUAUGAGAAGCUUGAUGUGUUAAUGUUUGAUAUGUAUGGAAGACUGCUUGGGCGGCUCCUACUUGUUGACAGGGAUGCAGUUGAGAAGAGGGCGCUACAGUUUGAGGUGUUUAAGAUGCAUCGAAGUGUCGAUACGGCCAAUCCGCUGUUCAAGCUUGUUUAUAUUGUCAGAAACGGAACACCGGAAGAAGCCAGGAAGUGGUACCUGCAGAUCAAGGACGGUAUUGCUGAUGGGAAGAUUGAGCAGGAGGUGCUGGAAGAGUACGGAAUAUGCUUGUUCAAGAAUGGAGACUUUGAAAUGUCUUAUGAAGUGCUUUCAAAGUGUUAUCCAGUAAUGUCUACCGAAUGUAGGUUAUAUGUCGAGCUUCUGUGUGUGAUUCUGAACGAUCGAAUACGAGGCAGUCCUGCUCACAAGAGGUUUGUUGAAGAGUUUAUGGAGUUUGGUGAAAACAGGUUUUGCUUGAGGUCUGGGGAUAGCAGGGUGGAGGCGCAAAGGGCGUUUUAUCUGAUGAACAUGUAUGAUGUGCACGGAGCAGCAGAAAUAAUAAGACGGCAUUGCAAAUGCUUUGAUGAGAAUUCAUGGCUUAGAGAUUUUGUGAAUAGCAGAUUGACAGGUAAGAUAGCAAGGGAGGUUUCGAUGCAAAUGCAAUGA
This is a messenger RNA of Ordospora pajunii, 1296 nucleotides long. RefSeq lists its product as uncharacterized. The record is from RefSeq and is a predicted model, not a curated record. NCBI's taxonomy places the organism in Eukaryota, Fungi, Microsporidia, Ordosporidae. Bases 1 to 1296 code for a protein of 431 amino acids. The transcript has a single exon.